AUGCCAAUUUCGAAAAUCAAACAUGCGGCCAAAUCGCUGCGAACCUUUCAAGGUAUUAAUUUCGAAUCGUGUUUGGACAAUGGUGAAACCGCAGAACAAAUGAAUAAAUGGCUGUUAGAAGUGUCAUGGGAGGUGGCUAAUAAAGUUGGUGGAAUCUAUACGGUUAUUCGUUCGAAAGUACCAAUAACGAAGAAAGAAUAUGGAAAUAAUUAUAUUUGUUUGGGUCCGUACAAUGAUUCAUUUGUUAAAACCGAAGUUGAAGUUGGUGAAUCGAAGAUCGAAGCAAUACGAGAGACUGUCAAUGAAAUGAAGCGUUACGGUGUUAAUGUUAUAACAGGCAAUUGGUUGAUUGAAGGCUUUCCACAAGUUGUUCUCUUUGAUAUCGGUUCAGCUGCACAUCGACUAGAUGGAUGGAAAGGUGACUUUUUUGAAUAUGCACAUAUCGGAAUUCCGUAUCACGAUCGCGAAUCCAAUGAUGCAUUGAUUUUUGGCUUUUGUGUGUUUUGGUUCAUUGGAACGUUUAUCGAACAUGUCAAACGAAUAAAGAAAAGCUACGUUAUCGCUCAUUUCCACGAAUGGCUGGCAGGUGUUGGCCUAGUAAUGACACGACUUCGUGGAUAUGAUUGUGGAUUAAUAUUCACAACUCAUGCCACACUUCUCGGCCGAUACUUAUGUGCUGGUGCAGCUGAUUUCUAUAAUAACUUAAGUAGGUUCGACCUAGACAAAGAAGCUGGUGACCGUCAAAUCUAUCAUCGAUAUUGUAUCGAAAGAGCUGCCGCCUCUUGUGCGCAUGUAUUUACAACUGUUUCAAAGAUCACCGGUAUCGAAUCAGAAUAUCUACUGAACAAGAAACCUGAUAUCUUGACGCCUAAUGGGCUCAGUGUUCAAACAUUUGCUGCAUUGCAUGAAUUCCAAAAUUUACAUGCUCAAAAUAAAGAGAAAUUGAAUGCUUUUGUACGCGGACAUUUCUACGGGCAUUAUGAUUUCGAUUUGGAUAAAACUCUUUACUUCUUUAUCGCUGGACGAUAUGAAUUUUCGAAUAAAGGUGCGGAUAUGUUCAUCGAAUCAUUAGCUCGUUUAAAUCAUAUGCUUAAAUCAUCUGGUUCUGAUGUUACAAUCGUAGCGUUUAUGAUCUUUCCAACUGCGACGAAUAAUUUCAAUAUCGAGUCCUUAAGAGGACAAUCUGUAGCCAAAAUGCUGCGUGAUACAGUACAAAAUGUUCAAAGUGACAUUGGGAAACGACUUUAUGAAAUCUGUCUAAGAGGUCGACUUCCCACGCCAGAUCAAAUACUUCAAGCAAGUGAUUUGAUUGAAUUGAAGAAAUGUAUUUAUGCUUCACAAAGAUCCAGUUUGCCGCCCAUAUGUACACAUAAUGUGUGUAACGAUUCGACAGAUCCUAUAUUGAAUGCAUUGCGUCGUUGUCAAUUAUUUAACACAAGAUAUGAUCGUGUCAAAGUUAUAUUUCAUCCUGAAUUCUUGCGCUCAACAAGCCCACUGUUACCAAUGGAUUAUGAAGAAUUCGUUCGCGGUUGCCAUCUUGGUGUCUUUCCUUCGUAUUAUGAACCAUGGGGUUACACACCAGCUGAAUGUACUGUCAUGGGUGUACCAAAUAUUUCCACGAAUCUAAGUGGAUUUGGCUGUUUCAUGGAAGAACAUGUUCAUCAAGCUGAGACGUAUGGUAUUUAUGUUGUUGACAGACGAUAUAAAAGUGCUGAAGAAUCUUGCCACCAACUCGCCCAAUAUAUGUUUGAUUUUUCACAAUUAACUCGACGACAGCGAAUCAUUCUACGUAAUCGUACCGAACGAUUGAGUGAGUUACUAGAUUGGAAUACAUUGGGCAUUUAUUAUUAUCGUGCUCGUCAAAUGGCGUUACAACGUAUUCAUCCUGAAUUUGAAGAAGAAUUGCUUAAAUGUACUAGUGAAACGUUUUCUGCUCCAUCGACUCCUGGAGUAUCUCGUUCAUCUACACCAGCACCACCUGAUCGUGAAGAAGCAAGCGACGAAGAAGACGAUCAAGAUCAACCAACAUCACCAAAUCAGCAAGAACAACAGUCAUCUGAAAAGUCACCAUCAACGAUCGACAAGCAAUACGAACCACAUUUAGAACGUGCUGAUUCAGUCCGACUUCUUUCAAUUAAUAAAGAUCUUCGUCGAGCUGCUGUUGAUGCGGCCAAUGAAGCUUCAGCUAAUGAUCCGCACCUUGAAUCCACCUUAACUGAUGCUAAUGACGAUGAAGUUCGAGAGCUCACCAGCGGUAAAGGAAAUCAAACAAGUGCUUUCGUUAGUACAAGUAAUAGUAAACCGGGAUUAUUACCUGAUGCUCAAACAGCAGCACUCAAUAAAACGCUCAACUUAGGAUUACCUCUUCAAGGUACAUUCUCCGAUGCACAUGAUGGUCAAAGACAAGCACCCGAAGGUGAAACCAAACCAACCGUAUCAACACAGGACGAUUUACCAUCUGCUCAUGUCCUACAUAAAUCAUUAAGUGGAGUCGAUAAAACUUCAUUUGCACCACUUAGUUCAUCCAACACUCAAUUUACAUCACCAUUAGUUGACCAACAGGCAGCUCAAUCAAUCGGCAAAGAACAAAUCUAA
Molecule: messenger RNA, 2595 nt
Organism: Adineta ricciae
Lineage: Eukaryota; Metazoa; Rotifera; Eurotatoria; Adinetida; Adinetidae
Source: the annotation of a GenBank genome assembly